UCUAGUCAGACGGUAUAUUUUGUCGAUAAAUUUGCGGUCACACUGGAGAACACCGAAUUUAGCUAAAUUUGCUGUUUGCUAACAGCUCAGCUUUUGCUGGCUGAAUUCCAACAUUACCGACCAUGACAUCCAUCCUGGACAUGAAGGCCGGCCCGCCGGACUAUUGGGCCGAGAUCAGCAACUUCUUUCUGCCGCUUAAAUAUCUGAUAACCAACGACCGCUUCGAUGCGUUCGUCCAGGAUAUUGACUUGUAUUACCUGAUAAAUGCGGUGUUUUGGAUAUUUGUGGCUCUGUCCUGUGGCUUCUAUGGGUUUCAGCGUGUGUUUCUGUUCUUCCUCAAGUCGUCGAAUAUGAAGUACUUUAAGCGAAAACAAUUCGCGAGACUGAUUUGGAACAUCGCCUUCUAUGCAGCCAGCUGCCUGUUCCUGCACUUUUACAACGAGUUUAUGAUACUGCCCCAGCUGAUGAAGAACCAGGGGCGAUACUCACUAUUUUAUUCGUCGGAGAGUCUCAUCUUCUACCGGUCCCAUCAAUUGGAAAAGUUUCAGUUUUACUCAAUAUUCAUCAUUACGUUCUACCUGCAUGGAGCCAUGCUGGACUACAAGGAGGCGGACUUUCUAGAGGUCGCCUCCAAGGGCCUCUACCUGUUGGCCCUCGUGGCCAUCGAUGUGUACAGAUAUGAGAAUUAUUUUGUGGGCCUGAAUCUCACGCUGGGCCUGUACUGCAUACUCACCGAAGUGCUCGCCCUGCUCUCCCUGCCCAGCUCCAAUCGCAAUCGGCUGGUCUAUCAGAUAUUCCUAGGCCUGAGGAUUGCUGCGUGGGCGCAUGUGUUCAUCAAUCUGCUGCCCUUCAAGUACUUCAUUCCCACUCUCUUUGCGAAGAACUUCAAGUUGCCGCUGAAUGUAGCCAUCUGGCUGUGGUACGGCCUCUCCAUCUGGAAUUCCCCGGUGCUGCAGUACUUCUACCAUCAGAUCUAUCAUACGAAUCCAUCGGAUUGCUCCGGUGAGGGAUCGGCAGCGAAAUGCAUCCUGGUCAAGGACUCGAUUGAGUACCGUCACUACAAGGCGCUAAAGAAGGCCUAUCUUGAGGUGAAACUGGCCCACGAGAAGGCCACGGCUAAUGCGUUGCCAGCCAGCGAAUCCGCCUCGGCCUCGGCCAAAACCUUUCAGGCCAUCAAAUGCGUGAUGAUGCUAAAGCGUAAAUUGAAGCGUAUACGGGAGGGACGUGGACACGAGCCGGAGGAUGAAAAUGAAGAUCUGACCACUGAUACCUAAGCCUGCAAUCAGCAACUAGCACCUCGCAAUUAGAAAAGACACCACAUGACAACUCAUAUACACACACCACAAGCAUAGAGAGACAUUUCCUUAAAUCAAAAAAAAAAGACAAAGUUCUGCAUAGGCUAAAAUUUCACAACAAAAAGCAAACUACCUCCCACUCACAC
Messenger RNA from Drosophila obscura, 1441 nucleotides. RefSeq lists its product as uncharacterized. NCBI's taxonomy places the organism in Eukaryota, Metazoa, Arthropoda, Insecta, Diptera, Drosophilidae. The transcript has 5 exons. The record is from RefSeq and is a predicted model, not a curated record. The coding region runs from base 123 to 1274 and encodes 383 amino acids.